AACCGCUCCAUAACCUUCCCAGGUACCGAGGUCAAACUGACUUGACAGGCCUGUAGUUACCUGGAUCCCCCUUCUGGGCCUUCUCGUAGCUGGGUGUCACACUUACUAACCUCCAGGCAGCUGGGACAUCCCCGAUUAGACAGAACUUCUGAUAAAUCAUGGAAACUGUCUUGGUCCAGCAGCUCCCUCUGUAUGCUUGGGUGGAUUCCGUCCAGCCACAUAGACUUGUGUGUCUCUAAGUGGUGUAGCAGGUCACUAACCAUUUCCUCAUGGACUGUGGGGGCUUCAUUCUGCUUCCUGGCUUCCAGCUCAGCGGUCUGGGUACUCGGAGAACAAUUGGUCUUACUAUUAAAGAUGGAUGCAAAGAAGUCAUUAAGUACCUCAGCCUUUGCCUGAUACUUUGUCGCUACGUUUCCCCCUGGAUCCAAUAAAGGGUAGAGAUAAUGCUGUGUCUGGAAAAUGGAGAAGACUUUGAGCAGAAUUCAUCCAGUUUCUGAUCCAGAAGCAACGUAUUUUCUACAAGUGUCAUGGGAAAAAGAUUUAGGCACUGGCUUUGGUAUAAUACUUAGUGAUGGUCAGUGUGCAUGGACUGGGACAGUGUCUGAAGCUGAAAUUUCUAGGGAGGCUGCUGACAUGGAAAUGAGUAGAGAAAAGUAUGUUGAAGAACUGAAGAAAGCAUUGAUUGCUGGAGAAGAGUCAGCUGGCAAAUAUAACUUUGCUAUUUCAAGAGAUGAAGAAAAUAUGGAGUGUCUCUUCUCCUAUGAAAGAAAUCUGAAAGAUGGCUCUUUUAGACUUGGAUCUCUGAAGCUACAGAAAGUUUCAAGCCCAGCAGAGGUGGUUAAGGAGCUGAUUGGUUACUGCCUAGACUGCCUGGGAAGACUGCAGGCGAAAAAUGAGCACCUGCAAAAAGAGAAUGAAAGGCUUUUCAGUGACUGGAGUGACGUGGAGAAGCGGCUGGAAAAAUGUGUGGAAGCUAAAGAAGAACUAGAGGCAGAUCUUUAUAACCGGUUUAUUUUGGUGCUCAAUGAAAAGAAGGCAAAGAUAAGAAACUUACAGAAGUUGUUGAAUGAAGCUAAAGAAUCUGCAGCAGAUGCCAAAUGUACAAGGGAUAGUAUAAAUACCACUCAGAUGGCUACAGGGAGAGAAAAUGACUAUGAUGGCAGCACUGAGGAGGAAAGUGAAAAUUUAACAUGGGCCUCAUUACCGUCAGCACCAGAACAAAGGGAUUCCCUUCUGGGUAGCCCAGAUGUCAUUGAUACCGCUCCAAGAAGAAAGCGAAGACAAAGGACAGCAAAGCCUGCUGGGACAGGAGCUAAGAUGGCUACUUAUGAGACAGAACUGCCAGCCAAGGAAAAACCUGAUCUGGCCUCAGAGAGGGCAUCGGGCAAGCAUUCCCCAGAUGUGAUGUCUCUCGAAACACUGGAAAACACCUGUAAGCUGGAGGACCUCUUUGAUGACAUCUAGCUAUGUGAGGGCUGAGAAAUUGAGAGAUUGGUGCUUCUAAUGGAGAUAAGCAAUAAAAUAUUACGAUACUGAGCAAAAUCUUUACUCUAUGAUAGUAUUCGAUGGCAUAUUGCUCUAAUCCUCUUGCGCUGCGCUUGCCCCAUUCGUCAGUACGCGAUUGUAGACCCU
This is a messenger RNA of Phalacrocorax carbo (great cormorant), 1632 nucleotides long. The record is from RefSeq and is a predicted model, not a curated record. NCBI's taxonomy places the organism in Eukaryota, Metazoa, Chordata, Aves, Suliformes, Phalacrocoracidae.